This is a messenger RNA of Penicillium canescens, 786 nucleotides long. Its product is annotated as tudor domain-containing protein. Gene Ontology annotation, biological process: negative regulation of DNA-templated transcription. Gene Ontology annotation, molecular function: DNA-binding transcription factor activity. Bases 1 to 786 code for a protein of 261 amino acids. NCBI's taxonomy places the organism in Eukaryota, Fungi, Ascomycota, Eurotiomycetes, Eurotiales, Aspergillaceae. The transcript has 4 exons. The record is from RefSeq and is a predicted model, not a curated record.
AUGGCUGAUGUCGCUGCCUUGGAGGCAGAGGUGAAGGAAUUUAAGCUUCAGCUUGAAACCGUUGUAUCGAGCUUGCAGGUAGACCCCGACAACACGGAACUCCAGGCUCUCCAAACUGAACUCGAAGAACUCAUACUCCUCACGGAAACUUCCAUCGCCGAACUCAAGCCGACCAACCCUGCUCCUCCCAAGGACACUCGACCCAAAGAUAAUGCCGCCCGGAAACCCGUUACGACAGAGGAAGCCCCUCCUACUCCAAUGAAUUUCUCAGUCAACGACAACGUCCUGGCCCGUUGGGUCUCUGGCGACAACUCGUUCUACCCGGCCAAAAUCACCUCUAUCACCGGAUCCUCGGCCAACCCGGUCUACCUGGUUUCAUUCAAGUCAUAUGCGAACGUGGAAAACUUGACAGCCAAGGACAUCCGACCCAUCUCUGGCACUGACUCUCGCAAGCGCAAGGCUGAUGGAACCUCAAGCAGUUCGGCAUCUUCGCCCGCCCCACCCCCGGCUCGUAACGACCAGGCCAAAGGCGAUGGUUCGGCUCGUCCCGCCAAGGCACCCCGCAAGGUCAAGGCUAAUCGCGAGCUUGAGGAGGGCAAGAACAAGUGGAAAGACUUUGCUGCCAAGACUAAGGGCAGGGGCAAGUUUGGCAAGAAAGACAGCAUGUUCCGCACUGGUGAUGGUGUCAACGCACGAGUGGGAUUCACAGGUUCUGGUCAGCAGAUGCGCAAAGAUCCCACCCGAACCCGCCACACCUAUCAACAGGCCGAGGAUGAGGGCUACUAA